Messenger RNA from Symbiodinium natans, 774 nucleotides. Lineage: Eukaryota; Dinophyceae; Suessiales; Symbiodiniaceae. The record is from the annotation of a GenBank genome assembly.
AUGCCGAGACUGAACGACUUUGACCUCAUGGGCGUGCAGAUGGAGGCCCUGAAGACCGGCAAGGCUGUCUACAAGCCAAUCUACAACCACGACACUGGAAACAAGGACCCUCCCGAGCUCAUCGAGCCAAACAAGAUCAUGGUGUUCGAGGGCUUGCACCCCAUCUACGAUGAGAAGGCCCGAUCGCAGCUCGAUUUGGCGAUCUACAUCGACAUCGUGAAUGAUGUCAAGUUCGCGUGGAAGGUGCAGCGCGACGUGGCGGAGCGUGGCUGGACAGAGGAGCAGGUGCGGGAGGACAUCGACAAGCGCCUUCCUGAUUUCUCCAAGUACGUGGACCCACAGAAGGCCAACGCCGACGUCGUCCUCCGAUACGAGCCCUCGGACAAGGGCCUCCCAUUCCUCAAGGUGAAGCUGAUCCAGAAGAAGGAUGGCAAGUUCCCCAUGAUCACCUUGAAGAAGGACCUCAGCCUGUCUGGAAGCGAGCCUGGCGCUGAGCUGAAGAUGUACGACGACGACUGGUUCGGCAGUCCUGUCACAGUCGUUGAGAUGGACGGCGAGAUCGACAUGGACAACAUGGAAGAGCAGCUCAAGGAGAUCGAGGCCAACAUCGAGGGCCUGCCUUCGAAGUCGGACAAGGAGCUCACAGAGGCCAUGGUCUCCCUGAAGUCUUCUCCGGGCUCGCAGAAUGGCACUGGGCUCCUUCAGACGGUGAUCGCCAUGAAGGUCAGGGAGAUCUACGAGAAGAUUACUGGCAAGGUGGCCUCCAUGGCAUGA